GCAUUUUUAAAGCUUCUAAGCUAAGAAUAUCGACUUUUGUGUAGCGUCAAUUGUGUUUCACAUGCUAUUCACGUGUAUUGCAUACUUGAAACAUUGUUUGUAUGGAAAACAACAUAACAUAAAACCAACCAACUGUGAAAUCAUAUGACGUGUAAGAAACUCAUCUGAUAUAUAGACAAACCUAUCUACAGGAUAUUGUAAAUCAGAUCACAUUAACUUUUAAUAAAUAUGUCUUCGUUUAUCUCUACCAUAUUAAAAUCGACUGUUGGUGUAAUAUGUAACAAAAUACGAGAUAAAACAGCAGAAAAUCUUAAAGACGGUGAUGUUACGGAUGCGAAGCUUCGAGAAUUUGUUGUGGGAGAUUUGAAUGAUAUUAAAACUAAACUAGACGGACUGUCACGAAAAGAUCUUCUCAGCAGUUAUGAUUUCUUCAAACAAGGAAUUCACCUUUUACUUGAUUGUAUCGAGAACUCCGCACAACUAAAAGAGGGACAACAGUUUAAUAUGAAGUUUGGGAAAACCUAUCAUAUGGCUUUAGAUUGGCCGACCAUUCAAUUAAAAAACAAACAAUUUAAUCCAAUAUUGAACUGGCGUGAAAUCUCGAAGAGAAAUUCUUGGGACAGUAAGGUUCCAGGUCCUAAUGAAUUGGAAUUAAAAUGGGAUAUCGAAAUACGACAUCUUCAUUGCAAUAGUAGCUAUGACUUCAUUUAUUGUGAUCUAGAGAGAAAUUUACUCAAUAUUAUGAGAAAAGAUGCUGAUGAUGAAGUCGUCUAUAAAUUUCCUUUAUCUGACGUCAUAGAGGCCAGCUUUAUAGAUAAAAAUGAUGACAUGUACAUCAUUGUCCAACGAGAAACGUCCUCUAACUUUCAUCUAGUGGUGUUGGAUCCUUAUUUACUUGUUAAAAGUGAAAUAUCCUUGGAUCUUACUUACGAAGACUUUUGUAGAUUUCAUUUAUUCGUGCCAGCAGAAAACAUUGUGGUUUAUGAUGAACUCAACAAAUGUGUGUUUGUUUGUGACUUACAAGGAAAAUUGAUAAAGCAGUUUACAGUUGAACUAAUAGGAAAUCGUAUGCAACGAAUAGUCGUUACCAAUGAGAACGAAAUCAUUUUAGGUGACUGUCUUUCUUUGUACAUUUAUUCAAUGGAAGGUUGUUUGAAGUCGAAAGUGAAUUUGCAUAUACAUUUUUUUAUAGAUUUUUUCUAUCACUUUGGUCUGAAAAAAUUUCUCAUAAUUGAAUAUUGUGGUGAUAAUUCCCGUAUUCACAGUUGUGAUCAUUCAGGAAAACUUGAAACAUUGACUGAUCUUAAAGACAUUUCUAAUGAAGGGUUCUUAUCCUCAAGUUCAGUUCCAGUUGUAAGUUGUUCUUCACGUCGUACGUCCUCAGUUUACCUUAUGUGGUGUUAAAACCACUUGAAACUACUAAACCAUUUUUCAUGUUUGUAAUCAAUCGUCUUUUAGUGUGAUCUCCCUCCUCCCGUUUUUGUAGAGCAGUGUUUGUAAAAACACUCUAUUUAUAUUACAUUUUUUAUUUUAUAACAAUUGUCGUACUUUAUGUAAGAUUUCAUAUUGAAAUGUUAAUUUCUCGUAAUAUUUGCUAAUAAAUCCUCAAUAUCUUUAUGUAAAAAA
Messenger RNA from Xenia sp. Carnegie-2017, 1626 nucleotides. RefSeq lists its product as uncharacterized. NCBI's taxonomy places the organism in Eukaryota, Metazoa, Cnidaria, Anthozoa, Malacalcyonacea, Xeniidae. Bases 229 to 1404 code for a protein of 391 amino acids. The record is from RefSeq and is a predicted model, not a curated record. The transcript has 2 exons.